This is a messenger RNA of Mucor mucedo, 1311 nucleotides long. Its product is annotated as interferon-related developmental regulator-domain-containing protein. The transcript has 5 exons. NCBI's taxonomy places the organism in Eukaryota, Fungi, Mucoromycota, Mucoromycetes, Mucorales, Mucoraceae. The record is from RefSeq and is a predicted model, not a curated record. Bases 1 to 1311 code for a protein of 436 amino acids.
AUGGCACCAAAGAAAAGUAGUAAAACGAAACAGGAAGAGCCUGUAGAAGAAGUAAAAAUUACAGGUCCUGGCUGGACUGAAAAGAUGAAUCAAGCCAUUGACGAUCUUUCCGAAAGUCGAACAAGUACUCGAGAAGAGUCAUUGGAAAUUAUUACAAAUAUCUUCUCAAAUCAUCAUGUAUUUUCUCAAAUCGAAAAUCGAUUGGAAGAGAUUUUGGGAUUAUUAAAGAAAUCCGUUGCCAAGAAUAAUAGUACAAAAGAAGCUUGCCUCGCUGCGCGGGCUAUCGCAUUAACCUUUAUCAACUUGGAUGAUAUCUCGGAAGGUGAAGCGGAUGAUCUAUACAGACGUAUUUUAUCAUGUCUCAGAAGUGCUAUCAAGAAUAGCCCAGAUGUAGAAAUCAAAAUGAGUGUAACGUUUCUAUUCAUUUUUAUUUUCAAUUGUCUCCAAACCUUGGCAUUGAUCACGUAUACUGCGGCUUCGGAUAUUGAUAAACAACUCGUACGAGAAUAUCUGUUCGAUCUGAUCGAAACUGACGGUGCAGAUUUUAACGUUGAUGAAUUAUCCCCUCAAGAAUGUGAUCAAUUAUUUGCAGAGUCUCUUAGAGCCUACGGUAUUUUGUAUGCAUCUUCCUUUUCAACUGGAUUCGUCGAUUUCGAUAUAUUAUGGGAAGAGCUUGAAAAAGUGAUGCCAAUGCACGAAAUGUUAUUAGAGUCCUCAGAUAAAGACGUUCGUAUUGCAGCAGGAGAAAAUAUUGGCCUCAUGUUUGAAAGUGCCAAUGUAUUUUUAAAUGCAGAUGCAGAGGAUGAUGAAGAAGAGGAUGAGGAUGCAGUAAAACCGGAAUAUGAUAAUAUGGACGGUUUAAUUCACACAUUAAAGGAUUUAUCCGUCGAUAGCAGCCGUCGUCGAGCUAAGAGUGAUCGUGUUGAACAAAAAUCUGUUUUUCGUGACAUUGUGAGAACCGUGGAGGAUAAUGAAAAACCAGUGGAAGAGCUCAAGAUUGGGGGCAAAGUUUUAUCUUUCCGUGGCUGGUCUAAGAUCUUGCCCUUGAACUCGUUUAGGAGAUGUUUAGGACCAGGAUUUCAGCAUCAUUUAAAGACAAACUCAAUGAUGAAGGAUAUCUUCCGUUAUUCGACAGGUUUCGUAGGUCGUCCACAAGAUGAUUCAGAUGACUCCGAUGAGGAAGGAGGAGGCAUCAGCACAGCUGGUUUAAGUAACGUGGAUAAGAAAUACCUGUACGACGAAAACAAGAAAUCCAGAUCAAAACAAAUCAGAAGCGCCAGAAUAGGAAAAGAAUCAAACCCUGACUAUUAA